AUGCGACCCUCAUUAGGCCUCGUAGGCCUCGUCCUACUUCUCGCGCCCAACGUCCUCGCACAGGCACAGGAUCGACCAGAUGCGAAGACGACGACGCAAAAGCAAGACCAGCCGGCAGCGACAACCACAAAGCAAGACAAUAAGCCGCCCAUCGUAGUUCCAGUCUCCACAUCAGCACCCGCCACGACCAGCACCGAGCCUACCGCAGCCCAGAAUGGACCGCCCACAAGUAUCAAGCGUCCGUCAAAUAUGCCGACACUCGCUGGCGUGGGCGUCCCCGAUAUGGUGGUGCCGGAUACCAAAGCAGCGCCCUACAUGCAGAAGUCGUCUCUCCCAGACGGAACGGUCUUCAUCUGCGUAGGCGCUGCGUUGGGAUUCUUCGGGGCUGCAAUUCUCGCAUGGCGAGGCCUCGUUGCGUGGUCUCUCCACCGUUCCGUGAAGCGCGCCGCCCAUGUACAGAACAUGGCCGACAUAAAGGCCAUGACGGCCGUCCCCGGCAAGAAGCGCGGAAUGUACAACGUCGUCGGUGCCAACUCCAACAUGUCCUUGGACCGCCUCUCCGCCGCCCCAACAGGCACAUCCAGACCGCCCAAACCAUUCGCAUCCCCCACCUCCGGCACCCCUCCCAGGAACAACUCGUCUCUCUUCUUCUCCCCUACAGCCGCCGGCGCUACGUCUCGCGACUCCGUCAACCGCUCUUCAAAUUACCUCCCCGCGGGCUACUACCCCUCGGGGAACGCACAAGCCGCCUCCGGCUCGCCCGUCAUGCACGUCGGCGGUCACGGCUCCCACCUAUCCAUACACUCGCUCGCGACACCCGGAAACCGCUUCUCCCACCGCAGCGGUGUAUCCCCUCCUGGCUCCCCGAGCCUGCCUCCUAGCCGUGGCUACGACCGCGCACCUCCGAGCCGCGACGGCGUCAACUCCAUGUAUAACCGCGGCAGCGUGGCCACCUUGGGUAACCAGGCCCCGCCCAUGCCAGGCGGUCGCGGUGUGUAUGGCCAGGACGGCGGCAAUAUGAGUCAGCUGAGUUUGAAUGUCCCAGGAGGAACGAGCGUGGCGGGGGGUAGGGCGCCGAGUGCGUAUCUAGAAGACUUGUUUGAGAAUCAUGGGAAU
Molecule: messenger RNA, 1116 nt
Organism: Westerdykella ornata
Lineage: Eukaryota; Fungi; Ascomycota; Dothideomycetes; Pleosporales; Sporormiaceae
Exons: 2
Cellular component (GO): fungal-type vacuole
Source: RefSeq, a predicted model, not a curated record